This is a messenger RNA of Nicotiana tabacum (common tobacco), 1065 nucleotides long. NCBI's taxonomy places the organism in Eukaryota, Viridiplantae, Streptophyta, Magnoliopsida, Solanales, Solanaceae. The record is from RefSeq and is a predicted model, not a curated record.
GUCUACAGGGGUAAUCCCAGGAUGGUGGAUGGGGAAAGGAGGAUGAGAUCAAAACAGAGAAAUGCUGAGGAUAAAAUAAUUUUUUUUUUGGCUCUUUAUACAUUUUCAACCAUGAACUGCGCUAACCCCAGUUAAUGCGUCUGGUUGGAUUCGAGUGCUUUAGGCUUUUGUGUGUCUACGUGGUGAGAAACAUAGAUAUGAGAGUAUAGAUCUGUCAUGAGAAACCUUUCUAGUAAAUCUCUAUUGCAUAUCUACCAUCUGCUAAGUUAAUCAAAUCAUCUCUGUUGCAUGUCUACAAAAAACCGUGCUUACUCAUGAAAAAGUCUAUCCUAUGUUUUCUGUCUCAUUCUUGUUUAUUUCAAUUGGUUCAGGUCCCGUCUGACGUAUCUGCGCAGGAUAACCAGACUGAAGACCAGGAAGAAGGUACUGGAACCGACUCUGCCCCAUCAUCUUCAAAAAUGAUCAGCUUUGAACUUUCCAAUGGUGACCCGUUUGGUCCCAAUGUUCCUGCAUCAAUAGAUGAUGAUGACUAUGUGGAAUACUCACUUGAUAGUUUGGCAGAUUUUCCUAGUAAUGUCGAGGAAGAAGAAAGGAUAUUAAUGAAAGCAGUACUCGAGUCUUUAAAAGACUUGGAGGUAAAACCUCCCCCUGCCGAGCAAGUGUCCUCAAAAGUUGUCGAAGAACUUCCUCAACCUUUGCAGGACAGUAAAGAGGAGUCAGCUUCUACAAAGCAAUGUACUCCAUCGAAAGAAAUUAGUGCUAGUGCCAUAUUUUCUAAUGGACAUGAUUCAGACGCCAAAGUCCAAAUUCAAGAUACUGAUAAAGUAUCAGCAACUCCAGCUAACAGUACUUUAUUGGCAAAAGAAGUGAAAAGCAAUGGGGCGUCUUCUCAUCGUGACACGUCCAUCAGCAAUCAAAGUUCGUUCAAUGUUGACGUGGUUGAUGGUACUAAAGCCACUGUGACCGUUGUAAAGAACCCAACAAGUAAUAUCAUGGAUGGUUUGUUGCGUCGUUGGGAUCUCAACUUCUUCAAGAACAGAUAAUGGUUAGAGGAUUGACUUUUUU